CGUCAGUGCAUGAGAACUGGGAAAGCCGUCAGUGAUGGCGAAUCCUUUAGAGCUCUCCGUGAUGACAGCCUGCUGCAGCCUGCCUGCCAACCUUGGGGCUUUGUUCACCGAAAAGGAGAGAAAGUGAUAGACGGAGAAUUUUAAUGGCAACCAUAUGAUUGAAGACGUGUAGUUGUGCUGGGAGAUUCCAUCAGCUAUAGUUGGGCAUAUUCAGGGUAUAAAGGGUGACAGAACUGAGCAUAGACUUGGCAGACUGUCAUCAUGAACCGUGCUUUUAGCAGGAAGAAAGACAAAACAUGGAUGCACACACCUGAAGCUUUAUCAAAACAUUACAUUCCCUAUAAUGCAAAGUUUCUUGGCAGCGCAGAAGUGGAGCAGCCGAAAGGGACGGAAGUCGUGCGAGAUGCUGUACGGAAGCUAAAGUUUGCAAGACACAUCAAGAAAUCUGAAGGCCAGAAAAUUCCCAAAGUUGAGUUGCAAAUAUCAAUUUAUGGAGUAAAAAUUCUCGAACCCAAAACAAAGGAAGUCCAGCACAAUUGCCAGCUUCACAGAAUAUCGUUUUGUGCAGAUGAUAAAACUGACAAGAGGAUAUUCACUUUCAUAUGCAAAGAUUCUGAGUCAAACAAACAUUUGUGUUAUGUAUUUGACAGCGAAAAGUGUGCUGAAGAGAUAACUUUAACCAUUGGCCAAGCAUUUGACCUGGCAUACAGGAAAUUUCUAGAAUCUGGAGGAAAAGAUGUUGAAACAAGAAAACAGAUUGCAGGGCUACAAAAAAGAAUCCAAGAUCUAGAAACAGAAAAUAUGGAACUUAAAAAUAAAGUACAAGAUUUGGAAAACCAGUUAAAAGUAACUCAAGUGUCAACAUCGCCAGCAGGCAGUGUGGCGCCAAAGUCACCCUCCACUGACAUCUUUGAUAUGAUUCCCUUCUCACCAGCUUCACACCAGGCUUCCGUACCCGCUCGCAAUGGCACGCAGCCACCUCCAGUACCCAGUAGAUCUACAGAAAUCAAACGGGACCUGUUUGGAGCUGAACCUUUUGACCCUUUUAACUGUGGAGCAGGAGAUUUCCCUCCAGACAUUCAAUCAAAAUUAGAUGAAAUGCAGGAGGGGUUCAAAAUGGGACUAACCCUUGAAGGCACAGUAUUUCACCUGGACCCAUUAGACAGCAGGUGCUGAUGUCAAGAAGGAGAGAUGCUGCCUCCUGUUACAUUUGUUUAUAUCCGUGUGUAUCAUGCGUUAUUACAUUGAGACAGGUGUAUAAAUGUGCCAAUAUAUUUUUUGAACGUCUUCAUGUUUUGAAAACUACUGCAGUAAAAUUUCUUCACAUGUAGUGUUGAUCUCCAACUUUAAUUUUGCAGGCAACUUAGUGCAGUGUAUAGCUUACUUUUGUGUUCCUUUUUGUCUCUGUUGUCAGCGGAUUUGUAAUUUAGACAUAAAUCAUCCCCAUAAUCUGCUUUGUCUGUGGUCUAACUAAUUAGCAUCUUGAAAUUUGAGUUCGUUCUUCGGGCUGCUAGUUUAUUUCUGAUGUCCCAAAAGCCAUACCUGAAUUGACAAUUUUUAAAACUCUGAAGAUAUACCAAUGCCAAACUAAAUAUGUUCAAUUUUUAAACUAAGAAAAAUGUUAUCGUCUACUAGAUAGAUCUCAUUUUACGUGUCAAGUGCCGUUCGCCUCCUUGGUAAAAUGUUACCUUUGAAUUCCGUGCCACCCCUUCACUAAUUUUUAGCUGAUAAAAUAAAGGCAUAAAUUGCAAUAAUAAUUAAAUCAAAUGUAUUUAGAAUAUAAGCAAAUACAAGGUAAUGAUAUUAUGUGAUUAAAUGUCUGAAAUGUUUAUUUUAUAAAUAAUGAUUGUGGAAAACAAUAAAAACAUUUACUGUUAGCAAAGUUCUUAAAGAUCUCAUUUCUAAUGUGUUACCACAUUACCGUAAAAUUGAAACAUCAUCUGAUCUAUCUUUCCUUUAAAUGUAUUUGAAAUGUAUGCUGUGUAUAGGUGUAAUGCCUACUGUACACACUUACUUAACCAAAUAUAUUUUUCUUCUCUAUGGACUAUUUUCAUGUAUUCUUCUGCAAUAAUGAUAUUUUUCCUCAGCGGAGUUUAUUUUCUGAUGCCCCACUGGUUUUGGUACUUUAAAAUGUAUGACAGUAAAGUAUCAAAACAUUUA
This is a messenger RNA of Chinchilla lanigera (long-tailed chinchilla), 2160 nucleotides long. It is a transcript of the gene Gulp1, whose product is annotated as GULP, engulfment adaptor PTB domain containing 1. The record is from RefSeq and is a predicted model, not a curated record. Bases 262 to 1176 code for a protein of 304 amino acids. The transcript is spliced from 12 exons. NCBI's taxonomy places the organism in Eukaryota, Metazoa, Chordata, Mammalia, Rodentia, Chinchillidae.